This is a messenger RNA of Aegilops tauschii subsp. strangulata, 1639 nucleotides long. RefSeq names its product UDP-xylose transporter 1. Lineage: Eukaryota; Viridiplantae; Streptophyta; Magnoliopsida; Poales; Poaceae. The record is from RefSeq and is a predicted model, not a curated record.
CCCUCCCCCGUCUCUCGAAGACUUUCCACCCAACUGAUCACACCAACAGCAACAGCUAGGCACAGCCCACGAACAAACUGCCGUUGAGAAGACGAACCAUUUCUUCCUCCUCGGAGACACGAGGAGAACCUCGGCGACUCCUCUCCCUCCCACCCUUAGUCCCGAACUCCCGAUCGGAGAUUCUCGGCGGAGGCGCUGCAUCUCCCUGGGCGCAGGAUCUCGGGGCCCGGCGGAGAAGGUGGACCGGCAUCACGCCCACUGAUCGAGCAAGAGCCGAGAGGGACAGGGACAGGGAGGAAGCGGCUCAGAAGACGAAGAGGAGAUGUCGUCCGACGGCGGGGGCUCCCAGAUGGGCGUCGCCGGCGCGCUGGGCCUCUCGGUCACGUCGUCAGUAGCCAUUGUUAUUUGCAACAAGUACCUCAUGAGCACCCUCAAGUUCUACUUCGCGACGACACUGACGAGCUGGCACUUGCUGGUGACCUUCUGCACGCUUCACAUAGCGCAGCGCCUGCGCUUCUUCGAGCCAAAGCCAAUCGACGCGCAGACUGUCAUCUCCUUUGGGUUUCUCAAUGGAAUCUCCAUUGGCCUCCUCAACCUUUGCCUUGGCUUCAACUCAGUGGGCUUCUACCAGAUGACCAAGCUGGCUAUUAUACCGUUCACCAUGCUCUUGGAGACCAUCUUUCUGAGCAAGAAGUUCAGCCAGAGCAUCAAGGCCUCUCUCAUGGUCCUCCUCCUGGGAGUUGGCAUCGCAUCGGUCACCGAUCUCCAGCUCAAUCUCCUCGGCUCCAUCAUCGCAGUGCUCACCAUCGCUGCGACCUGUGUCUGCCAGAUCCUGACCAACCAAAUCCAGAGGAGGCUCAAGGUGUCUUCCACUCAGCUACUGUACCAGUCCUCCCUGUACCAAUCCGCGGUGCUGCUCAUCACCGGCCCCUUCGUCGACAAGCUCCUGACAAAGAAGGACGUCUUCGCGUUCGAGUACACAUUCGAAGUCGUGGUGUUCAUCCUGAUGUCGUGCGGGAUCGCGGUGUCCGUCAACUUCAGCACCUUCCUGGUGAUCGGCACGACGUCGCCAGUGACGUACCAGGUGUUGGGCCACCUCAAGACGUGCCUCAUCCUCUCCUUCGGCUACGUCCUCCUCAAAGACCCCUUCACGCUCCGCAACCUCGCCGGCAUCCUCAUCGCCAUCUUCGGCAUGGGCCUCUACUCCUUCUUCUCCGUCUCCGAGAGCAGGAAGAAGACCGAGGGCGCAACGUUGCCCGUCAACACCCAGAUGAGCGAGAAGGAUUCGGCACCGCUCCUUGGCACAAAAACCUCGCCGUGGCAGGAGAGCAACGGCGUGGAGAACUUUGACGACGUGCCACGGACCGCGAAGAGCGCGUUUAGCCGGCAGCUGAACCCGUAGCUUAGGAUGGAUAUGCUUUGGUAAGUUGGUAUAGCAGCAUCGGCAUCUAUUCUUUCUCCUUUGGGGUUUCUCCUACAAUGAUGAGAAUUGCUCGAUGAUGAAAGUAAUGGUGGUAUUGUAAGGUGGUUCUAGGACCUAAAAAGUUCUGGAAGUAAUGUAGGACCGCAAGUGCCAACUUCUCCUACAAUGGUUGUAUGGCAGGGAUAUCGCAGAAAUUGCACCAGAAAUUUUCCGGAA